Messenger RNA from Alosa sapidissima (American shad), 4302 nucleotides. It is a transcript of the gene kcnk4b, whose product is annotated as potassium channel subfamily K member 4. Bases 593 to 2008 code for a protein of 471 amino acids. Gene Ontology annotation, biological process: potassium ion transmembrane transport; stabilization of membrane potential. Gene Ontology annotation, molecular function: potassium ion leak channel activity. Gene Ontology annotation, cellular component: membrane. The transcript has 8 exons. The record is from RefSeq and is a predicted model, not a curated record. NCBI's taxonomy places the organism in Eukaryota, Metazoa, Chordata, Actinopteri, Clupeiformes, Clupeidae.
UGCAUACACACACACACACACACAGGCACCACCACGCAUGUUUGUGCACACACAAUCACAGGCACUCUCACUCACAGGUUUGGAUACACAUACACUUUCACAGACACACACAGAAUCCACAUGGGGUCAGUUUGAUUCACUAUCUUCUUAUUCCCGACACUCAGCAAUAGCGAAGCUUUCCUCUGACACACUCACACCCCAAUCGUCUGUGGCAUGCAUGCGCGCACACACACACACACACACACACACACACACACUCUCACACACACACACACUCUCUUGCUCACUCAUCCAUACUCCCCGACUGUUAGUGGUGGCGGUCUGUGAGGAUCUCUGCAGUUACCAACUGGAUUUGCUGGACCAUUUACUCCACUGAUUCUGAGUGACACAACUCUCAGACUGUGAGGAGGGAGGGCUCCCUCGUAGUUACGGAUCGCGAGACUCCAUUCUUAGUCACCGCAACAAGAAAAACUGGAAGAGAAGGAAGGAGGAGGAAGAGAGAGACCAGGAAAGCUGGGGCGCCGAACGGAGCAGCACCGGCAGUGGGGGAGGCAGGAAACAGGGGGGCCUAGGGCUGAGUGGAGGCAACAGCAUGCGCUGCUCAACCCUCCUGACCAUCUUCACUGGGGUGCUGCUCUACCUGGUGCUGGGGGCCCUGGUGUUCCGCGCUCUUGAGGUGCCCUUCGAGGAGGACAACUACGCCAAGCUCCAGAGAACGCGGGAGGCAUACCUCAACAACUACUCAUGCAUUUCCCCGGAGGUCCUGCAAGCACUCAUUGAGGAGGUGGCAGAUGCCCUUGGGGGUGGUGCAGAUCCGACUGUCAACGGCACCUUUACCAGCAGCUGGGAUAUAGCCAGCGCCCUCUUCUUCUCUGGCACCAUCAUCACAACCAUUGGGUAUGGGAACAUCUCCCCAAAAACAGAUGGAGGAAAACUCUUCUGUAUUUUCUAUGCUCUGGUGGGGAUUCCCAUGUUUGGUAUUCUCCUGGCUGGUGUUGGUGAUCACCUUGGGACUGCACUGAGAAAUGCUGUUGCCAAAGUAGAGAUGCUUUUCUUGAAAUGGAAGGUGAGCCCAACUAUAGUCCGCAUCAUCACAGCAGUGCUGUCCAUCCUGCUUGGGUUGGCCCUCUUUGUUGCUGUACCCAUCCUGGUGUUUCAGGAAGUGGAAAAGUGGACGCUACUUGAUUCAGCUUAUUAUGUGGUCAUCACACUCACAACUGUGGGCUUUGGAGACUAUGUUGCAGGUGAUUCAGGGUUUGAGGGGAGUGACCACUGGUACAAGCCUCUAGUGUGGUUUUGGAUCCUCGUUGGCUUGGCCUACUUCGCUUCCAUCCUUGCCAUGAUUGCGAAUUGGCUGCGGGUGUUUUUCAAGAAGACUAGAGCUGAGAUGGAGGAGCUCAGAGCAAGAGCUGCAGCCUUGGACAUGCCGAACAUGCCCAAUAUGCCCAACAUGCCAAACAUGAACAUGGACUUCCGCAUGCCGAACAUGGACGACCCGUUCAAGCGUUCCAGGCGCAGACGACGGCGCGGCCAUCGCAGCCACGGCCACAGUGGGUCUGCCACUGCCGGAACAGGGGAGGAUGGGAAACCCCGAGAGAAUGGGCAGCAGCCUCACAGCGAGUCGGGCUCUUCCUUUUCCUCCUAUUCCUCCGAUGAGUCUGAGUCUGGGACGGAGAGUGGCUCGGCAGCAACGGAGACAGAGCGCGUGCCCAACGGAGAUGUAGAGAAGGAGAACCAACCGCCAGUGAUCUGCCCAAGUCUGGAUUGGGAAAAUCUGGCGUUCAUCGAUGAGUCCUCUGACGCGGUGAGCGGGAAGGUUCAUUUGGACUCUCUGGUCGACACCACCCUGCCCAACGCCAUCCCUGUGCCACGGAAGCCAAAGAAGAGGCGAGCCAGGCGGCCUACACAUAAGAGCCCUAAGACAAGUCCCACCAAGCCAGACAAGAAAGAUCCUAACGGGGAUGUAGGCCCCCCAACUGACCCCCCUCCUGCUCCUCCAAAGCCUUAACCACACAUACUGUUCUCAAAGACUGUUUCUUUACUGAUGUUUGCCAUAAGAAUCGAGUGCCUCUGUUCCACUGCCCAUAAGGAAAUUAUUAAUGAGGAAAUCAUCAAUUCAGUAUUGAGUAACAUGAUGCGAGAGGAUGUCCCUUUCCACUCAAAAUCAGUAAGUUUCUUUAAUCUAACAGAUAAUCUUGAAAAAUAAAAUCAGUGACUGACAGCAGAUACUUUGUUUUACCUCUUGAAGUUCAGUGAUUCAACUCCUGAAAGUGUGCUUGGUUAUGCAUGAGUUCAUAAUAAAAAUUAGAGCUGUGAUACUAUGACAUAGAUAGUGAUGGGGAUGAAAGGGAAAGUCUAAUGGGAACUUCUCCUCAGAAUAAAAUCACACCCCUGGUUCUUUUUGCCUCACAGAAUGCUGUCCAUCUCUGACUGGACUGAAGGGCAGGAUUUCACGAGCAGUCUUGUUUUCUGUAUGUGCACAUAAAAAAUGGGAAAAUGUUGUGGAUUUUAUGCCUGAAAUCCUGUCACUCCGAUCCAGUUAGGAAUAGUGCCUCGAUCGACUCAGGUUGCAGUGCUGCAGAGCCAAGAUGGCUGCUGCAAGCUGACCCAACUCCUCUCUAACAUUUUUGGUUUGAGGCCAUUGACAAAUAGAGCAACACUAUGCAGGAUAUAUAUUGUGUUCAGCAUCUGCUCUUACAGAGUAAAAAUACAAUUUUAAAAAUGUUGCAGAUGUGAGUAAAAUGUACUUUUUUUCAUCUGAUUUCACCGUAUGGCUGCACUGAGCUGCAUGUUCAGCACAAUUUAAGAGUUAGCUAGCUAGCAUGGUUUCAUUACCUGUGCUCUGCUGUUUGCAAUGCAUCUAUUACACGCUGAUAGCUUAUUCUAUAUGAGAAGUUGGUUUGUUCAUACUGAUUAAAUUGCCAAAGCACAUUUUUUGAGCUGCAAUGUCCAGUGCCUUUACAAUGCUAAUGCUAAUGCUCAUUUUUUACAGGCCACAGUUAAUAUAGAUGCUAAAAAUGAUUAUCCACAUGACUAGCAACAUUUCCUAAUAUGUCAAGGUCAAUUGUAGGUACAGGAAGCUUUUUUUAAAGACAAGAUUAGCAAAUUGUGUGACAUUGCACCUCAAACAAUCACAAUAAUAUAAUAAUGUUGAUAGCAUUUGGAAAAUGCCUUAGUCACAUAUUGCAUGUAUUUUCAAUUAUAGAGAUGGAAACUCCUCUCUAAAGCACCCAGUCUGAACAGUUCCCCCAGCACCCUCUAGGAGAAGUGCUUUGCCCAGAGCUCACACAAGACAUGUAGCACUAACUAGGGGAGGGGAUAUUUCAUUUAUAUAUUAUCUGAAAUAGAAGACAUUUGGAUGUUAACAAUAGUUUUAAAGUGCAAUGGUUUUUUUUAUAAUUUAUACUUAUCAUGAGUUUUUGUCGUUGUUAAGAUACAGUAUUACAUUUACAACACGUUUUGUAAGUUGCUGUGGAUAAAAGCCUGCCCAAUGCCUGAACAUAUAUGUAAACAUGAACAAAGAGACACCACUGCUGCUGGGUAGCCACUUUGGCUCUAUACUAUUUGGCACAACUAGAUAGCCACUUGGAAGUCUUGUGUGUCUCAAAAUAUGUGUUUGGAUCUUAGAUUGAUCUUUUAAAAGAAUGUCAUUAUUUUUUUUGCACCAAAGCCAAACUGAUGUGUGCCUGUAUAUGAAUUUUGUUAUGUAUUAUGCAUGUUGAUUGUUUGGUUGGGGCAUCCUUCUUUGUGUAACUAUCUGUAUUUCAGGGUCAGCAAAUGCAAAUAAAUUCAAUAAAAGAACCUAGAACCAAAGACAUCAUAACUGUUCUGAGAAAAAAAACUGUUUUAUAAUUCCUUUGAGAAGCAACUAUUUUUGCAAUCUAUUAUCUAUUACGUUGCUAUUACAUUGCAGUGAGUUGCUGUUGUUAUUCCAUUUUUUUUUUUAUAAUUAAUCUUCAAGGGUAUAUGUAUGAAGACCCAUCCCUUUGAGACUCCACUUACAAUGCACCACAAAGAUUGUAUUGAUGAACACCUCAUGUAUAGCAUAUUCUAUAUUGUAAAAGAUCAUGUAUGACCAUAUAUUUCAAAUGAUGAGUGAUCUCUGUCUGUCAGUGAACCAUUAACUUGUAACCUGACUCCAUAUACUCUGAAAGGACAUUGAAUUGCACAGAUAACUCUUUUUAGAGCAAUGAGCUGUAUGGAAUAUGGAGUAUAAUUAGCUUACACGUGCCUUCAGGGAGCAAUCCCUCAUAUUUGCCUAAAUGUAUGCCAGGGACAAUAAAAUGGAUUUAACAGUGUUAA